Molecule: messenger RNA, 1088 nt
Organism: Gambusia affinis (western mosquitofish)
Lineage: Eukaryota; Metazoa; Chordata; Actinopteri; Cyprinodontiformes; Poeciliidae
Product: surfeit locus protein 1
Exons: 9
Coding region: 72-983 (303 amino acids)
Biological process (GO): mitochondrial respiratory chain complex IV assembly
Cellular component (GO): mitochondrion; membrane
Source: RefSeq, a predicted model, not a curated record
UUAUGUAGCUAUUGUCGGCUUGUUUUCUUCUGCUGUAAAAACACUUGUUUUCGUCAAUGUUUUGAUCCAACAUGGCUCUUCUGAAAUCCCUGCUGGCUUUCUCCAACAGGCUUCUUCCGACAUUAAGGAAUCAGACUCCUGUCACUAACAUCAAGAGGACUUUCUUCCUUCCAGCACUCUUCAAACGCGCAGAUGGCGGGUUUGCUAUCUUUGGUCGAAAGUGCAGUUCUACUGCAGCCAAUGCAGAGAAAAGCGAGGACGCCUUCCUGAAGUGGUUCCUGCUGCUCAUCCCUGCAGCCACCUUUGGCCUGGGUACAUGGCAGGUGAAAAGGCGUCAGUGGAAGAUGGGAUUAAUCAAUGAACUGAGGCUCCUCACCACAGCGGAGCCUAUUCCUCUUCCUCCUGAUCCUCUUGAAGUGAACAAGCUGGAGUACAGAAGGGUGAAAGUCCGCGGGCACUAUGAUCACUCUCAGGAGCUGUACAUCAUGCCCCGCUCGCCUGUCGACCCAGAGAAAGAGGCCAGGGAGGCAGGAAGCCUGUCCUCGAGUGGAGAGAUUGGAGCAAACGUCAUCACCCCUUUUCAUUGCUCUGACAUUGGCAUCAAAAUCCUGGUCAACAGAGGAUACGUACCAAAGAGGAAAAUACAACCGGAGACCAGAAUGAAGGGGCAGGUGGAGGAUGAGGUGGAGGUGGUGGGGGUCAUCAGGCUGACAGAAACACGCAAACCUUUUGUGCCAAACAACGACGAAGAGAAAAAUCGCUGGCAUUACCGUGACCUGGAGGCCAUGUCUCGCGUCACUGGGGCUGCUCCCAUCUUGAUCGACGCUGACUUCAAAAGCACUGUUCCAGGGGGACCAGUCGGAGGACAAACCCGGGUCACACUGAGAAAUGAACACAUGCAAUAUAUCAUAACUUGGUAUGGUUUGUGUGCUGCUACUUCCUACAUGUGGUAUGCAAAGUUCAUCAAGAAGAUUAAAUUGUAAUCAUGUACCACUGAAAAUUAUGUUACACAGCAAUUCUUGAGGAUGUUGACUAUCAAUGCAUUAUUGUCCAUGUAUUCAAGAAUACAAAUAAAUACCUUAUGAGUA